UUUCUUCUGUCAGCCCCCCUCUGCCUGCUGACCCUUCUGCUGCCACCCCUCAGUCCAGGGGCCCCCAUCUCCCCAGCUGAGCCUAUCAAUCAAGCCUACAGCCUGGCCCUCUACAUGCAGAAGAAUACAUCUACACUGCUCCAGACUUACCUCCAGUACCAGGGCAGCCCCUUUAGUGACCCUGGCUUCUCAGCCCUUGAGCUCCAGCUCAGCAGCCUGCCUCCUGCUGCCAUCUCCUUCAAGACCUGGCAUGCCUUGGAUGAUGGGGAGCGGCUGAGCCAUGCUCAGGGGGCCUUCCUGGCCUUGACCCAGCACCUACAGCUUGUGGGGGACGACCAGAGAGAUCUGAACCCUGGCAGUCCUAUCCUGCUGGCUCAGCUUGGGGCUGCAAGACUCAGGGCCCAAGGUCUACUGGGCAACAUGGCUACCAUCAUGACUGCUCUGGGCCUGCCCGUCCCCCCUGAAGAGGACACUCUUGGGCUUGUGCCCUUUGGGGCCUCAGCCUUCGAGAGGAAAUGUCGAGGCUAUAUAGUGACCCGGGAAUAUGGCCACUGGACAGACCGAGCUGUGAGGGACUUGGCUUUGCUCAAGGUCAAAUACCCUGGAUAGAGGUGGUGGGAUUUCCUAUCAGAAGCUACAAAAUCUCUUCUUUCACAGUGGACUCUUCUGUGCCUUGAUGCUUGGCUAGAAAGGAGAUAAAUCUUGUCUAGCAGACA
Molecule: messenger RNA, 716 nt
Organism: Manis javanica (Malayan pangolin)
Lineage: Eukaryota; Metazoa; Chordata; Mammalia; Pholidota; Manidae
Product: cardiotrophin-2
Biological process (GO): positive regulation of tyrosine phosphorylation of STAT protein; cell surface receptor signaling pathway
Cellular component (GO): extracellular region
Molecular function (GO): cytokine activity
Source: RefSeq, a predicted model, not a curated record